Molecule: messenger RNA, 1485 nt
Organism: Catharus ustulatus (Swainson's thrush)
Lineage: Eukaryota; Metazoa; Chordata; Aves; Passeriformes; Turdidae
Exons: 4
Coding region: 535-1485 (316 amino acids)
Source: RefSeq, a predicted model, not a curated record
ACUGUCCCAGUUUGGGGGGCUGGGGGCACUGGAGUGGCAUGGUCCCAGUUUGGGGUCUCUGUCCCAGUUUGGGGGGGCACUGUCCCAGUUCGGGGGUGCUGGGGUCACUGGUUUGGGGGUCCCAGUUUGGGGGGCACUGUCUCAGUUUGGGAGUCCUGGGGGCACUGGUCUGGGGGGCACUGUCCCAGUUUGGGGUGCUGGGGUCACUGGUUUUGGGGGCACAGUCCCAGUUUGGGGUGCUGGGGUCACUGGUUUGGGGUCUGGGGUGCUCUGGCCCUGGUUUGGCUGGUGGGGGCCGGCACCUCCGGGUUUGGGAUUUGGGAUUUUUUGGGAUUAUUUGGGAUUUCAGGGCUGGGCAGAGCUGGAGCCGUGUCCGUGUGUCCAUGUCCAUGUGUCCAUGUCCGUGUCCCCGUGUCCCCGCUCCGGCCGCUCCCGGUGUCCCCCAGAUUUGGCUGGUUUGGAGUUCCCAGGAGUUCCCGUGUGCAUCCAGCUCCUGGUGGGGACAUCCUGGGUGGGGACAUCCCGGGUGGGGACAUGCCGGGGUCAGGACAUUGCGGUGCUGCAGCGUCCCACUGUCAGUUCCGGGAUGGGAUCAUUCCAAAAUCUGAUGGAACAUUCUGGAACGGGAUCCCUCUGGUGCCAGAACUGGAUCCCUCUGCUCUUGGAGCAUCCCAAACCUGGAGCAUCCCAAAUCUAGAGCAUUCCCAUAUCCAAGCAUCCUGCUGUGGGAUUUUCUUCUUGUGGGAUUUUCAUGAUGUAGGAAUAUCUGCUGUGGGAUUUUUCCUGCUUUGGGAUUUUUCCUGCUUUGGGAUUUUUCCUGCUGCGGGAUUUUCCUGCUAUGGGGUUUUCUUCUUGUGGGAUUUCCAUGAUGUAGGAACAUCCUGCUGUGAGAUUUUCCUGCUCUGGGAUUUUCCUGCUCUGGGAUUUUUCCCGCUCUGGGAUUUUCCUUCUGUGGGAUUUUCCUGCUGUGGGAUUUUCCUUCUUUGGGAUUUUCUUGAUGUGGGAUUUUCUGGCUGUAGGAUCAUCCUGCUAUUGGGUUUAUCCUGCUUUGGGAUUUUCCUGCUGUGGGAUUUUCCUGCUGUGGGGCCGUCCCAGUAUCAGAGCAUCCCCAUGGUGGAACGUUCUGGUGUCGGAGCUUCCUGGUGUGGGCACAGCCUGGUCCCAGUGCUGGGAUGUCCCAGUACCAGUCCAUCCCAGUACUGCAGUGUCCCACUGCUGGGACAUCCCCAUGGUGGAACAUCCUGGUGUUGCAUCAUCCCAGUGCCCGAGCAUUGCAGUGCCAGUCCAUCCCAGUAUGGAGCAUCCCAGAACCAGUCCAUUCCAGUAUGGGGCAUCCCAGAACCAGUCCAUCCCAUUCCCAGCCCAUCCCAGUACCAGUCUAUCCCAGUAUGGAGCAUCCCAGUGAUGGAACAACACAAUACCAAUCUAUUCCAGUACCAACCCAUCCCAGAACCAGUCCAUCCCAGUAUGGAACAAUCCCAGUGA